UGUAUAAUGUGUGUGUAGUGUGUGAUGUGUGUAUGUAGUGUGUCAUACUUAUCGAAGCUGCUGAAAACGGUUAAGAGAUUCUGUUCAAGAAACAAAACUUAUUGGUGUGACUAGCACAGAAGAACUGAAAAUUGGUAAAUACGUAACGUCGAAAAAGGAAAGGACAAAAGGAAAGAAAUUGUCAGGACGAUAGAAUGCCGGCAAUAAUGGGACCACCGCAACGUAAUGAGCAAAUGUGGCAGGCGCUGAAGACUCAUAUUUUAAGAGAGCGACAACGAAAGAAACAAGAACAAGAGGCUGAUGCAGAGGAAGAACGUUUACGCAAGGAGAGAGAGCGUCAGCAAAAGCAAGAUGUGAUGACAUUAGGUGAAACACGAGAGCAAAUUUCAAACUUGGAGGACGAACUGGCUCAGUUAAAAGCGGAGAAGCAUCAGUUAUUCCUACAACUGAAAAAGGUUCUAAACGAGGAUGACAGACGGCGACAACUCAUAAAGGAAACUAGUGUUUGUUCAGAAGUUUCGACAACAGUAGGAGGAUAUCCAGCAACAGGUCCAAGAGUAGUACAUCCACAAUUAUUUCUACCAUUGCCACGUAGUAACAGUCCUCUCUACAAAGUUGCCGUUGGUGCACCGACCCAUCUCUUAUCUAGUGGAACUUUAAAAAGAACUCAUACGCCAUCGCCACCACCUGCUGCAUCUCCAUAUCACAGCGCGUAUGGUUACAAACCACCACCAUCUAUCCCAAGUUACAAUCCACCUCCUCCUAAAUCUGAAGAAGCAAGAAGAUCCAAUGAUUCCAGAGCAGUUCUUUGGAACAAGAAUAAUCAGUAUUCUGCGUCGAAUUUCUAUUCAGCACCAGCAGGCCAGAAUGUUUAUAGCUAUUCCGCACCUGCGUCACAAUCAUCUCGUGAGCCUUCUGAAUCUAAGCCUGUUUACCUUUCGGGCGGUAGAGCACCAUUAGCCACACAUCAGACUGCAUAUGUAACUAAUUUACAUUCGAUGGAACACAAAGGCGCUUAUGGUGAGGAUAAAUUUUACUUGCGGCCGACAAAUCACGUUACUGUUCACGGUGGAGCUAUUCCGAUUCAACAACCACCUCAGGGUGCAAAAACAGGCGGAAUUACCUCGGGUUAUCCUGUACGAGCACCUCAACCACCACCUGGUUCAUAUCCACCACCACCGCCACCAUCUCCUGGUACCUAUGUAAGUGGCUCUGCUGCCAAUGUGCCUGGUAGACUAUUGUAUACGCAACCGGGAACUCGCUAUCUUCAACGAGAAAUAUAGGACCGUGUACGUUAAUAAAAGGUUCUAAUUUUUAAUUGUUUGUUUUCUUCCCGUGAAGAGUAUAAAGUAUUAAAAUUUAUAAAUUGCAAUCUGCAAUCUGCAAAUGAAUUAUUGAUAAAGACUAAUGAUGAAUAAUGAAUGACGAAUAAUGAUUGUGUAAAACGCAAAGAGAAACAACUUGCUUAAGAUACAUAAAAGAUGGAUUAUUCGAGAU
Molecule: messenger RNA, 1497 nt
Organism: Pogonomyrmex barbatus (red harvester ant)
Lineage: Eukaryota; Metazoa; Arthropoda; Insecta; Hymenoptera; Formicidae
Biological process (GO): regulation of transcription by RNA polymerase II
Cellular component (GO): transcription regulator complex
Molecular function (GO): transcription coregulator activity
Source: RefSeq, a predicted model, not a curated record